UAUUUCCUAUAUAUAACACCACCCCUUCCAGUAUAAUUCCCCCAUCUUUUUCUCUCCAUUUCUCGUUUAGAUUCCAUUAAACACCGUAAACAAUCAUGCAGGAAGCGAUUCCUUACAAGACAUGGCAGCUGACGUCAGUCCCGAGAUCCAAUCCUCUGCUAAAACCCGCCCGCUCUCCGCCGUUAACGAUGAGCAAAACCGCGGCUUCUUCCGUCUACUCCGACGGAUCGGUGGAGGAUCUGAGGAAUAUGGUGGCGGAGAACGCCGUGAUCGUGUUCGGCCGCCGCGGCUGCUGCAUGAUCCACGUCGUGAAGCGGCUUCUCCAAGGCUUAGGCGCCAACCCGGCGAUCUACGAGACCGAUGAAGGGUCCGAAGACGACGUCGUUAACGAGCUCGAAGCCAUCAGCGCCUUUGACCGGAAGGACGGCCGGUUGCAGUUUCCGACGGUGUUCAUCGGAGGACGGCUGUUCGGCGGGUUGGAUCGGGUUAUGGGCGCUCAUAUCACCGGCGAGUUGACUCCGAUUCUGAAAGACGCCGGCGCGCUUUGGCUUUGAUAUUAUGCUUUUUCUGAGUACUAAUUUUCACACAGGGCGUUGAGAGUUUUAUUUCAGACUGUUAAAAUUUUUUCUGUUCUUUUUCACCCCUCCUCUGUUAUUAACCUUUAUUGGGAUAUAUAAAUUACAGAGUAAUUAAUUACUAUAAAUCCAUGAGUUCAACGGUUGCGAUUGCGUGUUUGAUUUCUUGAUUCUAAUGUAAACACGGAUUCUAAGGAU
Molecule: messenger RNA, 773 nt
Organism: Ipomoea nil (Japanese morning glory)
Lineage: Eukaryota; Viridiplantae; Streptophyta; Magnoliopsida; Solanales; Convolvulaceae
Product: glutaredoxin-C9-like
Exons: 1
Coding region: 96-554 (152 amino acids)
Source: RefSeq, a predicted model, not a curated record